Messenger RNA from Amborella trichopoda, 615 nucleotides. RefSeq names its product wall-associated receptor kinase 3. The record is from RefSeq and is a predicted model, not a curated record. Gene Ontology annotation, cellular component: plasma membrane. Gene Ontology annotation, biological process: protein phosphorylation; cell surface receptor signaling pathway. NCBI's taxonomy places the organism in Eukaryota, Viridiplantae, Streptophyta, Magnoliopsida, Amborellales, Amborellaceae. Gene Ontology annotation, molecular function: protein serine/threonine kinase activity; ATP binding.
AUGACGGGUGGAUCUCUGUUGAAGAAGGCAGCAAACGGCUAUGAUGAAUCUAGAGUAAUGGGUACAGGAGGCUAUGGCAAUGUAUACAAGGGAACUCUACUAGAAGGUACUAUUGUUGGCAUCAAGAAAGCUAAAGAGGUGGAUAAGUAUCAAAUUGAUCAAUUCAUAAAUGAGGUUGCAAUACUCACCCAAAUCAAUCACAAGAAUGUAGUGAAGCUCUUAGGUUGUUGCUUAGAAAGUGAAGUCCCAAUUUUGGUUUAUGGAUACAUAUCUAAUGGCACACUGCACCAACAUAUCCAUGGGAAUGACUCUAUAAUUUCACUGAAACUGCUGAAUCGCUUGCAAUCUUCGAUACCCAUCUUCCAUAGAGACAUCAAAUCAGCAAACAUACUAUUAGAUGAUAAUCACACAGCUAAAGAAGCUGAUUUCGGAGGUUCAAGAUUGGUGCAAAUGAGGAAUCUGAUGCAAGGCACAUUAGGCUAUCUUGACCAAUACAUUCAAACUAGCCAAUUAACGGAAAAUAGUGAUGUUUUUAGUUUCAGGGUUGUUCUUGUGACAGGACAAAGAGAGAGAGAGAGAGUCUAUGGAAUCACACUGUUGGGAAUGUUUAUAUAA